AUGGCGUCUGAAACUGCUGUUUCCACUCUCACGAUGCCAAAGCGGGUGGACUUCCCGCCGCUUGCUGGUGAUCCAGUCAGCCCGGAGACCUGGAAGACACUGAUGGCUAUCAUGGACGCUGUUGCCCCCUCGGUUCAGCGAACAGACUCUCUUCCGUCUAACUUGACCGACCAUGCAAAGGGUUCAACUGUCAACCUCUCCAAGGAAGAGUACGAAGCUUCAUUGGCAUCGUUGAGGCAGUAUGCCGCCCCAUCAGAAGACGGGCUGAAGCAGCAAGACCUGUUCGAGGCCUACCUUGCUGAGAGGCCAUCGGAGAAUCCAGUGCUUGAGACGGUGCUCAAAAACAUCCUCUCAAACAUCCCGCCGGCCAAAAAGCGGAAGUUGGAGAUGGUUUUGUCGCUUCUGGGACGGUUCGCUGACAGAGACUACGGUUACCACUACAGCACCCGCGGCGGCAGUCUCCUCCUAACCGGCUACAUCACCCCUCUCUCCUCGCUCUCCAUCUCGGACCGCACCAAGAUCCUGCACUCCUGGCGCACCAGCGCCCUCUACGCUCUCCGGGGACUCUUCAAUACCUUCACCAGCGUCGGCAAGCUCGUCCACGCCCGCACGAGCGCUUACCACUCACCUCUAACCGGCUUCCCCACCACCCCUCCCUCCUGGGUCGCCAACGCUUCCUUUCCCUACGAAUUCCUCGACUUCUCGUCUGCCUCUUCAUCUCCCGGCAGCAAGGCCGGCACCAUCGAAAUCGACACCGACAUAGUCAUCAUCGGCUCCGGCUGCGGCGCCGGCGUCGUCACGCACCGACUAGCCAGCACCUUCGGCCGCAACCUACGCGUCCUGGUCCUCGAAAAGGGCCGCCACUUCGACGCCUCCCACUUCCCGCUCUCACAAGAGGUCGGGCUCUCGUCGCUGAUGGAAGGCGGCGGGGUGAUCGAGACCGAAGACGGCAGCAUCACGGUCACGGCGGGCGCGUGUUUCGGCGGCGGCGGCACGGUCAACUGGAGCGCGAGCCUGCAAACGCAGCACUUUGUGCGGAAAGAAUGGGCGCAGGACCGGAAGCUGCCGUUUUUCGAGACCGAGGCGUUCCAGGCUUGUCUUGAUCGUGUGUGGGGGGUCAUGGGCGUUUCAGACCAAAAAGUGGUGCCGAAUCAUGGGAAUAAGGUGUUGUUGGAGGGGGCGAGGAAACUUGGGUAUCAGGCGAGGACGGUGCCGCAGAAUUGUAGGGGGGAGGCGCAUGAGGAUGGACAUUGUGGGAUGGGGUGCUGGAGGGGGGAGAAGAUGGGGCCGGUUAAUGGGUGGUUUCCGGAGGCAAGGAGGAGGGGGGAGGUGAAGUUUGUGCAGGGGAUGAAGGUUGAUAGGGUUCUGUUUGGGAAGAAGAGGGAGGGGAGGAAGGGGAAGAAGGUGGCGGUGGGGGUGAGUGGGACGUGGACUUUACCGGCUGGCCCUGGGGGAGGUGGGAAGAGUGUUAAGGUGGUGGUGAAGGCGAAGAAGGUGGUUGUUAGUGCUGGUGCGCUUUGGAGCCCGGUGGUGUUGAUGAAUAGUGGGAUUUCGAACCCUCAUCUUGGGAAGAACUUGAAGCUGCAUCCAUGCAGCUUUGUCACGGCUGUGUUUGAGCACGAGACCAAGCCCUGGGAAGGUGGCUGUCUCACGUCCGUGGUCAACAGUUUCGAGAACCUCGACGGCAAAGGUCACGGCAUCAGGAUCGAAGCCCUCUGCAUGCUUCCCGUCUUCGCCCUCACCUUCCUCCCCUGGGCUUCCGGACUCGACUACAAGCUCCUGGCAGCCAAGUACCGGCACCUCAAUACCUACUUCAGCAUUGCUCGCGACCGCGACAGCGGGCACAUCUACCGCGAUCCCGAGAUCGGAACUCCCCAGGUCGUGUACACGCCCUCGGAAUAUGACAGGGGCAACCUCCUGGUGGGAACCGUCGCCCUGUGCAAGAUCCUUUACGUUCAAGGCGCGAAGGAGAUCCAUCCGUCGCUCCCCGGCUUCCGGCCCUUCAUUCGGUCUUCUACUACCUCCCCAACGUCGUCGCCUAGCUCUAGCGACUCCCUCACCGACAUGGACAAAGCCAUCACCGACCCGGCAUUCCUCGCCUGGCUUGACGACCUCAAGGCCCACGGCAACAAGCCGCCCGCGACAACGUUCGCGUCAGCCCAUCAGAUGGGAACCUGCCGCAUGGGCGCGACGGCGAGCGAAGGCGUGGGGAAGGGUGUGGGGUACUGA
This is a messenger RNA of Neurospora tetraspora, 2229 nucleotides long. RefSeq names its product GMC oxidoreductase-domain-containing protein. The record is from RefSeq and is a predicted model, not a curated record. Gene Ontology annotation, molecular function: oxidoreductase activity, acting on CH-OH group of donors; flavin adenine dinucleotide binding. The transcript is spliced from 4 exons. Bases 1 to 2229 code for a protein of 742 amino acids. Lineage: Eukaryota; Fungi; Ascomycota; Sordariomycetes; Sordariales; Sordariaceae.